Molecule: messenger RNA, 1341 nt
Organism: Lindgomyces ingoldianus
Lineage: Eukaryota; Fungi; Ascomycota; Dothideomycetes; Pleosporales; Lindgomycetaceae
Exons: 2
Coding region: 1-1341 (446 amino acids)
Biological process (GO): proteolysis
Molecular function (GO): metallopeptidase activity
Source: RefSeq, a predicted model, not a curated record
AUGGCAGCUCCCCGUGAACAAUGUGCACACGAAGCCUUGCAACUAGAGCCUUCAACCUUCGCUGAAAAAGCCGGAUUCGAACGAUCCAAUGUCCACCGAAGGAUAGCGGCAACUACAAAAUCUGGAAAGAGACUGGCCUCUGCGCAGGUUUCCAAUGUUGCAUUGCCCUCCACUUUCCCUGGACCUUUGGUAUUGCCUAACGAUGAUUUGGCUUUGGAUCCUAAAUGGCCUCCACAAAGUUUCAGAUCCUGGCUGCUUGAGAAACAGCGCAACAAGCCUACAAGCCAGCGACAGACGUUCUACAUUGCUGCCGUCCCUGAGAUUCCAGCUAAUAUGGCUUUCAUGAAAGAAUGGGUCAGGCCAAACAACGUUUUGAAGGGAUCAAGAAAGCCAAAGGCAUCUUCAGUGGGGGAUUUUGCCUCACCUGAAAUUGGAAACUUUGUCGACUACUUGGGCGCUUUUUACCGCGGUAUUUCUGUGAAACGCUUCCCUGGACGCCUCCGCUUCGUACCAUGGGAAGAGAAGAAAUACACGAAGUCCAGCGGCACCCCAAAGGAUGUCGGGCUAGCCUAUGGCGAUGAAAGCGUCCGCAUCCGUGUCCGACCUUCACCUGACGGAGUAUUCAAUGUGCAAUUGAAUCUCAACGACAUACUUGAUGCGGCUCUGCAAAUCCUACCUGAAGAUGCGUACUCCAUCAUGAUUCUAACGGAUCAUGAUAUAUACGAGGACGAGGACGAUGACUACUGUUGCGGACGAGCGUAUGGAGGAAGUCGCAUCGCAGUAGUAUCAACCGCUAGAUAUCAUCCGAGCCUCGACAAGAGUGCGGGAAUUGACCAUGCGCAUAUGUGGCCAGCUUCUCAUUGCAAGAAAUAUGUAGACGGACUGUGUGCUGCAGACGCACUCGAGAAACCCAAGGCAAAGAAAACCAAAAUUGUGGAAACUCCUGACUUUGAGGCUACCCUUUCUGCUUCUCCAAUACGCGAAGCUAUUGACUCCGCUGCAGCGGUUCUCCCACCUUUGUCAAAAGAGGAGUUUGUAGCCCUCUGGUUCUCACGUCUCGCCCGAACAGUUGCUCAUGAGCUCGGCCACUGUCUUGGGAUGGACCACUGCGUCUACUAUGCGUGCAACAUGCAAGGAACGGCUGGGAUGGCGGAAGAUAUACGACAGCCGCCAUAUUUGUGUCCCGUUUGUCUAAGCAAAGUCUCGUACGCGAAGCGGAAAUAUAUGAGGCAGAGAUAUGAAGAUCUCAUUAAAUAUUGUGAUACAUUGAAAAAUGUUGGAUUGUUUGCAGGAUAUGGAGCUUGGCUUAACAUGAGGCUUAAGCAGAUGGAACAGGAGUAG